Molecule: messenger RNA, 1524 nt
Organism: Schistosoma intercalatum
Lineage: Eukaryota; Metazoa; Platyhelminthes; Trematoda; Strigeidida; Schistosomatidae
Source: the annotation of a GenBank genome assembly
UCAAUAUUGAACCAUUUAGUGCCGGGAGAUUCCUUUUUACUACAGCUAUUCGUACAGUCACUAAGAUUUGGGUUGAUUUGAAGGAGUACUGGUGGUCUGAGGAUUAUCCAGUAGCAAGAUAAUUCACUUCGCGUUUGAGGAUCCCACUCCAAAACAAUGAAUAUUUUACCAAAAAAAAGAUGGCAUGUUUUAAAAAAAGAGAACAUUGCUCGGGUGAGGUCAGAUGAGGCAAAAUAUGAGGAGGAGCGAAGAAAAUGUGAAAUUAAAGCACAACUUGCUGAUCAGGAAGCGCGAAUAGAUUAUUUAAGAAGACAAAAAAAUAACCUAACAUCUAGCUCGGGAUCAGAUGGAUUCCAGAUAACUCUAACAAAAGAUAGUAUCCUGAAUGUCUCACAAGGAAACGCAGAAUACGAAAAUGAGAAGAAAAUCGAACAAGAGAGAAAAGAGAAAGCAGUUGGGAUUUUGACUUAUUUAGGCCAAACUGUUCUUGAUGCUGCCGGUGAAAAGCCAUGGUAUGAUGUGCACCCUCGAACUUAUGAGCGUCGUGAGAGCGAACGAAGAAAGAGCAAAGAAGAACUGGAAAUAAAGAAGAAAACAUUGGCUGACCCAUUAACAGAAAUGAAGAAGGUCGAGGAGAUGUUCAAACACAAUAAGGAAGUAAAAAGGCAGAGCGAAGCAGCUGAACUUCAACGUGCCAGUGCUUGCAUUCAUGCUAUGCCAACCUUAUUUCCUGAUGACAUAAUGGUACCAAAGUGCCCAUACAAAGAGGCUUCGAAAAGUCGACGAACAAGUAAUAGGUAUACUCAAUCACUUACUGAAACUUCAUGUAAUUCAUUUGGGGAGCUAACGAAAGAUUUAUCCACGGGGGUUUCUCUGAAUCCCGAAAGUACGGAUAAAAAAUCAGAAUUGAUUGAAAUGGCCAAGCGUUCAGACAUUAAUCGUCUUCGGGCUGAAAGACUGCAACGAGAACGAAAGGAAAGAGACAGGGCAGCAGUUUUACUGGCUAAAUCUUUUGGUUUAGAUGCUUUAAAACCUCCAGAUCAAGAACAAGUGUAUGUAGACGAACGAAGUUUGCCCUUUAAUUCUGCAUUUAAUCCUGAACUGUCGGCUAUCCUGGCUGAACGACGUCAACGACAUCGUGAGUCGAGAAAGCGGAGUUACAAAGAGGUGAAUUAAAUCUUUGCAAAUGGUGAUUUCGCAAACUGUACAUAUUGUUUUUUUCAUUUUCACAAAUGAUCUGUAAACUAUUGGGAUAUGUUAUGUGUAAGUAGUUCUAGUCGUUUGGCCAAAGCCUUUAGUUAUCGUUUUCGAUUGUCUCCAAAAUAUAAAUGCCCUUUAUUUGUGAUUUUCAUCUGUUUUAUGAAAUUAUUAAGGCGGAAACAAUUAUAAACAAACUAUAGUCGGGUGAUUCUAGUAUCAUCAUACUAAACUCUUGACCAAGUUAUUUAGCAGUUGAACAGCACUUAGUGCAGCUUGUUAUUCUAUAAUGAACUAACAAGUACAUAUACAAUGCUGGUAAGCAUC